CCUGAGUUUUUUCUCACUUCAGGGAUUGAGCAAAACAAGCAUAAGCAAUAUCUCCUUCUAAGUCACUUUGUUCUCUGUCUCUUUAUCUAUCACUCUUCUCAGCUUUUGUGUAGUAUCUUGAAGCCAUGGCUGAGAAUCAUGCAACGAAUGGGAACCAUGUUCUCAAUGUUGAAGAUGCCAGAACUUCUUCCAAAACCAACCAAGAAUCAAGCAGCAGCUUUCUCUGUGUACCCUUUAUGCAGAAGGUCAUUGCUGAGGUGUUGGGGACAUAUUUCUUGAUAUUUGCUGGUUGUGGAGCUGUGGUGGUGAAUUUGAACACAGACAAGACGGUGUCGUUUCCGGGGAUUGCAAUUGUUUGGGGACUUGUUGUGAUGGUCAUGAUUUACUCUGUUGGUCACAUCUCCGGUGCUCAUUUCAAUCCUGCAGUCACUAUUGCUUUUGCUACUUCGAAGAGGUUUCCAUGGAAACAGGUACCCCCUUAUGUUGCUGCUCAAGUCCUUGGAUCGACGCUCGCAAGUGGUACCCUUAGGCUCAUAUUUAACAACCACCAAGACCAUUUUGCAGGAACAAGUCCUAGUGGAACUCAACUACAGUCUUUCGUGCUUGAGUUCAUCAUCACAUUUUACCUCAUGUUUGUUGUUUCUGGUGUGGCCACUGAUAACAGAGCGAUCGGAGAGCUUGCUGGGCUUGCAGUCGGCUCCACGGUUCUUCUGAAUGUGAUGUUUGCAGGGCCAAUUUCAGGAGCAUCAAUGAACCCAGCAAGAAGCUUAGGCCCUGCAAUAGUCUCAAGCCAUUACAAGAACCUGUGGGUUUACCUUGUGGCACCAACUCUUGGAGCUGUAUGUGGUGCCUUGGUGUACAAUGUAAUUCGAUUUACGGAUAAGCCAUUGCGAGAGCUCACCAAGAGUGGUUCUUUCUUGAAAAGCACUGGCCGCACCUAGUUGAUCAAAAAUAGAAGAGGGGAUUUGCUAUAUACAAGUCUAUUUCCCUAGAUUUUCUAUAUACAAGUCUAUUUCCCUAACUAUGUAUAAUGUAACUAGUUUAUACAAUUGUGGGUUAGAGAGGAGAGAUGCAAAGAUAAAAGACCCUUACAGGUCUAUAUUCUCUUCCCAAAAGUGUGGUGAUUAGUCUAAAAAGGGAGAAGUUGUCAUGCUUGAAUUGAAUGGUUAAAUACCCUUUCUUAUCCAUAUGUAGGUUGAGAAAUCAAAAAGUGUUUCUGGUUGAAUGGAAAGUAUGUUUUCAUGUUUCUUAUUAUA
This is a messenger RNA of Argentina anserina (silverweed cinquefoil), 1256 nucleotides long. Its product is annotated as aquaporin NIP1-1-like. NCBI's taxonomy places the organism in Eukaryota, Viridiplantae, Streptophyta, Magnoliopsida, Rosales, Rosaceae. The record is from RefSeq and is a predicted model, not a curated record. The transcript is spliced from 5 exons. Gene Ontology annotation, biological process: transmembrane transport. Gene Ontology annotation, molecular function: channel activity. Gene Ontology annotation, cellular component: membrane. Bases 126 to 941 code for a protein of 271 amino acids.